Messenger RNA from Asparagus officinalis (garden asparagus), 2047 nucleotides. RefSeq names its product MLO-like protein 13. The transcript has 14 exons. Lineage: Eukaryota; Viridiplantae; Streptophyta; Magnoliopsida; Asparagales; Asparagaceae. The record is from RefSeq and is a predicted model, not a curated record. Gene Ontology annotation, biological process: defense response. Gene Ontology annotation, cellular component: membrane. The coding region runs from base 142 to 1788 and encodes 548 amino acids.
GAUCCCACGCUAUCACAAGUCUCAUUUGUGAGCCACACAUAUUCACUGUAGUCAGCUUGAGUGUUACAGCGUUUGUACGUGCGUGAGGAGUUAAAUCGAUCAGAUGCUAACUUACUUUCUCUCAUUGAUUUUGGAUCAUUUAUGUAUGAGAGGUUGCAAUCUCUCAGAGAAAUUAAGCUAGCUGAGAGAGAGAGAGAGAGAGAGAGAGAGAGAAUGGUUCCUUCAAUUUCGACAGAGUCGUCGGAGUUGAAGCACACUCCGACUUGGGUGGUUGCCACCGUCUGCACCAUCAUCAUCGCCAUCUCGCUAUUGGUUGAGAGACUCCUUCAUUACCUUGGAAAGUUUCUGAAGAACAAGCAAAAUGACUCACUAUUUGAAGCUCUGCAGAAACUAAAAGAAGAGUUGAUGCUUCUUGGCUUUAUAUCUCUUCUGAUGACCGUCUUUCAAAAUACAACUAGUCACUUCUGCGUCUCUCCGAGUAUCACAUCUCACAUGCUUCCUUGUAAAAAGGAAGAAAGCUUAGAAAUGCAUAUAAUCAAGGAUCUUUCUCUUGAACUUGGCCAUAGUAGACGUAGGCUUUUAUCAGAGAGUGACAGUUCCAGUUUCUGCCUGAGACAGGGAAAAGUUCCAAUAUUAUCUGUUGAAGCAUUACAUCAGCUGCACAUUUUCAUAUUUGUACUUGCUGCCGUCCAUGUUGGAUUCUGUGCUUCUACUAUGGUUCUAGGAGGGGCUAAGAUUAGACAGUGGAAGCACUGGGAGGAAGCAAUUUUAAAGGAGAAAAUAGAACAAGAAAAAAGUAUACGUCUUCAUGUGCCCCUCGAAUUGUGUUAUAAACAUCUCACACAUGCACACACUCAUCAUGAAUUUCUUAUGGAGCGCAAGGGACUUUGGAGAGAGUCAAGACCUGUUAGAUGGAUGAUGUCAUUCUUCAAGCAGUUCUGUGCAUCUGUGACAAAAUCAGAUUACAGAGCGCUACGUUCUGGAUUUAUUAUGAAGCACUGCAGUUCAAAUAAAAAUUUUGAUUUUCACAAGUACAUGAUGCGAGCGCUUGAAGAUGAUUUUAAGGUAGUUGUAGGGAUAAGCUGGUACCUAUGGCUCUUUGUUAUCAUAUUUCUAUUGCUGAAGGUGUAUGGGUGGCACACACAUUUCUGGCUAUCUUUCUUGCCUCUGAUUCUUCUAUUAGUCGUUGGCACGAAAUUGGAGUAUAUUAUCACCAGAUUGGCUCUAGAUGCUGCAGAGGGUUUUGGAGAGGAUCACCAGGAAAUUCCACGAGUGAAGCCAUCUGAUCACCAUUUUUGGUUUAAGCACCCGGGCUUUGUUCUCUACUUAAUCCAUUUCAUCUUAUUUCAGAAUUCCUUCGAGAUUGCAUUUUUCUUCUGGAUAUGGAGCACCUAUGGCUUCAAAUCCUGCAUCAUGGAUAAAGUAGGAUUUGUCAUACCGAGACUUGUUAUCGGUGUGAUUGUUCAGGUUCUCUGCAGUUACAGCACUCUUCCUCUUUAUGCUAUUGUCACCCAGAUGGGGGACACGUUUAAACAAGCAAUAUUUGCCGAUCAGCUGAGAUCAACAUUGCACAACUGGGCUGAGAAUGUUAGGAAGAGAAAGAAGGCGGGCUCGGCUUCCUCUUCCCUGCUCAAGAAACUGAAUAUCUUCGGUUCGAAAUCUAGUGAAGUUCAAAUGCAGAAAAUAGGUUCUGAAACCACGGGAAGUUCUCAAAAUGAUCAGAGACCAGCUGCUUUGAAGGGAGUCAUUGCCUCCAUGGUCCAAAAAUCAGAAACACAUGAUGUCUAGUAAGUGGCGGGAUCCAAACAUGGUUUCAGAAAAAUAAACUUGAUAUUGAAUUUGAGGAAUUCCUUGACCUCAAACUGCGGAUUUUGCGUUCCAACUCUAUGUGAAUUUUUCACUGCACUCAGUUUUAGGCUUCUAAUAUGUAUAUAGUAAUAUAGACGAACAAACUUUCAUGUUAUUGUCAUAUCCAGGGAGCAUUCUUCGCCCAUAGGUAUAUAUUAAUUUUAUAACAAACUUCCAUUGUCAGUGUUUGGCUCAAAAA